This is a messenger RNA of Penicillium robsamsonii, 1605 nucleotides long. RefSeq names its product alpha-amylase. Gene Ontology annotation, molecular function: calcium ion binding; hydrolase activity, hydrolyzing O-glycosyl compounds. The coding region runs from base 1 to 1605 and encodes 534 amino acids. NCBI's taxonomy places the organism in Eukaryota, Fungi, Ascomycota, Eurotiomycetes, Eurotiales, Aspergillaceae. The transcript is spliced from 8 exons. Gene Ontology annotation, biological process: carbohydrate metabolic process. The record is from RefSeq and is a predicted model, not a curated record.
AUGCCGUUCCUGUGGUGUGGAUCUCGACAGAAAGGCCAGAAAUGGAAACAGAUUGAAGAAGCAGCAGCAAAUCUAGAACAACUACCAUCAUGGACUGCUCCAGAUAACUCGCUGAUAUUGCAAACCUUUGAAUGGCAUGUUCCUGCCGACCGGCAGCAUUGGCGCCGCCUGCAAAAUGCCUUACCAGAGUACAAGGCCAUUGGUAUCGAUCAGAUCUGGAUUCCCCCUGGAUGCAAAGGAAUGGAUGCGAAUGGUAAUGGCUAUGACAUCUAUGACCUGUAUGACCUAGGGGAGUUCGAUCAGAAGGGUACAGUUCCCACCAAAUGGGGAACCAAGCGAGAGCUUGAAGACCUGAUGCGCAAAGCGCAAAACGUGGGCAUUGGUGUCAUCUGGGAUGCUGUGCUCAAUCAUAAAGCUGGCGCGGAUUAUCCAGAGCCUUUUCAGGCUGUCAAGGUAGAUCCUAAGCGAAGAGACCUGGAUAUAUCUAAGCCGACAGAAGUCAAUGGCUGGACAGGCUUUGAAUUCGCCGGUCGCGGUGACAUGUACAGCUCAAUGAAAUACAACUGGCAACAUUUCAGUGGUGUGGACUGGGAUGACAAGAGCAAACAAAACGCAGUUUACAAGAUCGUCGAAUCUAACAAGGACUGGGCACAAGAUGUGUCGACGGAGAAUGGAAACUACGAUUAUCUGAUGUUUGCCGAUCUUGACCUUGCACACCCAGAGGUUCGCGCAGAUCUUCUGCACUGGGGAACGUGGAUCACCAAUACACUGAAGCUUAAUGGGAUGCGACUUGAUGCCGCCAAGCAUUUUUCUACAGAGUUCCAACGCGCCUUUGUGCAACAUGUUCGCAAAACCGCCAACCCUGACUUCUUUGCGAUAGGAGAGUACUGGACUGGACAUUUACCCUCGCUUCUGGGUUACCUCGAGAAUGUGGAGUACAACCUCACUGCAUAUGAUGUGCCUCUCCUGGAGCGGUUCUCCAAGUUGUCGCAUGCACAAUCACCAGACCUUCGCGGUAUUUUCAACGAUACACUGGUACAGUGUCGGCCGGACCAUGCUGUGACCCUUGUUGCAAACCAUGAUACGGCACCAGGACAAAUGCUCGAGACCCCGGUAUCACCAUCCUUCAAAUUACUAGCGUACGCCCUAGUCCUCCUCCGCAAAGGCGGUCACCCUUGUAUAUUUUACGGUGACCUGUACGGUAUCCGGGCGAAUGUGGAAAAUCCAAUGGUACCUAGUUGCAACGGGCUUCUGCCCGUUCUAACACAAGCCCGGAAACUCUACGCCUACGGCGAACAGCAAGAUUAUUUCAACCAACCAAAUUGCAUAGGAUUCGUCCGCUACGGUAACGCCCGUCACUCUGGCCUUGCGUGUGUUAUCAGCAAUGCCGGUCCGGGGGUGCAGCGCAUGUUUGUCGGUCAGCAUCAUGCAUUUGAACAAUGGACCGAUCUCUUGCAUCCCAGCAUGAAACCUGUUAUUAUUGACAAAAAAGGAUAUGGAAAAUUCGGUGUUCAGGGGAUGAGUGCGAGCGUGUGGGUUGACUCGGCUAUAGCAGACCGGGAUGGUCUCAAAAGGGAUUUUAAUGUGAAUAUCUACAAUACCUAA